CGACGGCCCGCCUCUCCAAUGAUUGACGGGGGUGCCAAAAAGACACGAGAGCCUUUUCUCUCUGGGAAGCUUCUGUUUGGGAAGUUUCGGUCACUUCCGCUACCGGUGGCCGAACGGUGAACUUUUGCGCUUACCGUGCUAGCUGGGAAGACACUUAAGCGAAUGUAGAGACGGGUGUAUCCGACAUUGCGAUGGAGGAACAUCGCGCGACGAGAGAUCCUGAGACGUUUCCGUCGAGCGACGAGUUGGUCUCAGUGCUGCCGCCUACAGGAGAGGACAUCAACCGCAAUGGAGACGUCCGAAAGGGAUGUGAUCCUUUUGCUCAAUCUCAACGCAGUAAACUGCAGAACCGGCGAGCUCGCAUUAAUCAGCAAAUCAACAAAGAGAUGCGCAUGAGAGCUGGAGCCGAGAACCUGUUCAGGGCAACAACAAAUAACAAAGUAAAAGAGACAGUGGCUCUGGAACUCAGCUAUGUGAACUCUAAUCUACAGUUGCUCAAAGAAGAACUCGAGGAGCUUAACAGCAACAUGGAAGUUUAUCAGACAGAUAGUGAGGCUGUGAAUGUUCCCAUGAUCCCACUGGGUUUAAAAGAAACCAAGGAAGUAGACUUCAUCAUCCCGAUACAGGACUUCAUCUGUGAGCACUAUGGAGAGGACAGUUUACGCUAUAAUAAUGAGAUAAAAGAGUUUAUGGACCUCAGACAGGCCAUGCGUACUCCCAGUCGUAAUCAGACUGGUUUGGAGUUACUGAUGGAGUACUACAACCAACUGUACUACCUGGAUCAGCGGUUCUUUCCGCCACAUAGGAACCUGGGUGUGCACUUCCAUUGGUACGACUCUCUGACAGGCGUUCCAUCAGGUCAGCGUGCAAUAGCCUUCGAGAAGGGAAGCGUGUUGUUCAACAUCGGUGCUUUGUACACACAAAUCGGAGCACGACAGGAUCGUUCCACGACAGCUGGCAUAGAUCGAGCUAUAGAUGCAUUUCAGAGAGCUGCAGGUGCAUUUAAUUAUCUGAAAGAGAAUUUCUCCAACGCACCAAGUCUCGACAUGAGUGGGCCAGCGCUAUGCAUGCUGGUACGGCUAAUGGUGGCCCAGGUGCAGGAGUGUGUUUUUGAAUGUAUUACACUCACCACACAGGACACACAUUUCAUUUCUCUGCUGCGCCUGGCACAAGAGGCUGCACGGGUGUCAGACGUCUACCUGCUAGUGCAACAGACUAUGUCACAGCCGCUGAUGAAAGACUAUGUACCAUUUUCAUGGGCGUCUGUGGUUCAGGUCAAAUCUGAACAUUUCCGUGCUCUCUCACACUACUUUGCUGCGGUUGCACUCUGUGACCACGUGUUGUCUGAAGAAGUCAACGAGGAAGCAGAAAAGGUCUUUCUCCAAUUCUAUGUCAGCACACCUGCAGGGCCACCACUCCGUCAGAUUAUAAGAGACGGAGAAAAAAGACGAAGGUUUGGUAAAGCCCACCUGCGGCAUGCAGUGAUGAAACAUGAAGAAGCAAUGCGGGUCCAUAGUCUGUGUAAAAUCUUAAGGAAGAUGGACAUACUGCAAGAUGUACUAACAGUAACACACAAACGCUCACUGGACAAAUACUCUGAGCUGGACCAAGAGGACGAUUUUGACGAAACUGUAGAGGCACCAGAGAUACAGUCUCAAAGUCACCAGAAGCCAGACAUCACUCCACUCAACCAUUCUACAGUCCAAGUAGCAGAUAUUUUCCAAAGAUUGGGGCCAUUGUCAGUGUUUUGUGCUCAGGCUCGCUGUGGCCCGGUGCGUCUGAUCUACCUGCAGAGGAAAGAAGGUGGACUAGGCCUCACACUAAGAGGUGACUCACCUGUCUUGGUGGCUGGGGUGGUCUCUGGAGGUUGUGCAGCGGAGGCAGGACUGAGGGAAGGAGACUACAUAGUGGAAGUUGAUGGACAGGACUGUAAGUGGGUCAAACAUAGUGAAGUGGUGAACAUGCUUAAGAACUACAGAGUCAAAGAGGUGGAGCUUGGCGUGGUUACAUUACAUUCACACGAUGCUCAGGCUGAGAAAAGGCUUAUACUUUCUCACAGCAGCGGUAAAGAGAACACUUUUCAGCGGGUGAUGGCUGUGGCUAAAGGACAGAGGUCUGCCUCCUUACUGGACUGGAACAGGAAGAAGCGGGAAGGCAACUUGACUUCUAACAGACUGGGAAGCACUUUCAAUUUGUCUUUUGGAAACCUCAGAGACACUGAGGCCAUGUACUGAGAUGAGGUUGCAGAGGAGCCACUCAGGGAGUCACAAUAGCGUAGUACCGCACAUGAUAACUGCACCAACAAAUGUGAUUUUGAAAUAGUUCGCCGCACUUGUAAAGUAUUUCAUUUCACAAAUCCAAAGCCAGCUGUUUGUUUUUCUCAGUUGCUUUGGUCCAUUUCUUAAAUCAUCCUCAACCUAUGCAUAAACAGUCAGUGUUUUUCUAAAAACAAUUCGUACAAACAGCAAAACACCAUGGAUUACAUGCAGAACCCAGUCUCUGGUUAAAAAUGCUUAUUUCAUUUCUUAAAAGUAAAGAUAUAUGUCAAUAAACAUGUCAGUGCCAUAA
This is a messenger RNA of Phyllopteryx taeniolatus (common seadragon), 2568 nucleotides long. It is a transcript of the gene rhpn1, whose product is annotated as rhophilin, Rho GTPase binding protein 1. Lineage: Eukaryota; Metazoa; Chordata; Actinopteri; Syngnathiformes; Syngnathidae. Gene Ontology annotation, molecular function: protein binding. The record is from RefSeq and is a predicted model, not a curated record. Gene Ontology annotation, biological process: negative regulation of stress fiber assembly; signal transduction.